UGCUUUGUUAAUGUAAGUCCUUUCUUCCUUUCAUCGUGGAUAAGAAACAUGCACUUACGUGCCAUUCAGUUCGUGAUGGCUCUGUUCUUUAAAAGCAUUGCUUUGAAAGCUCGAACACAUCUCAUGGAACACUACUAGUAUCCAAAUGUGUGCAAUCCAACAAGAGCGAGAUUCGCUAACAAAAGUGUUCGUCAAAUCAUUAGCACUUGCAACUUAUUAGACGGGCUAAUUAGCUAUCAUGUCCCACGCACUUAGAGAUUAAGGUCCUCUGAUUUAUAUACUGAUUGGCGACGAGUGUGUUGUGUUAUGUGUUAGAAGAACCAACCAAGUUCGUGCUGUUGUUCAACGAUUUUUUUCUCUAUAUAUUGACCUUUUAAACACUAUUCAUUGCACCAUGGUGGAUCUUCAUGCUCGUUUUAUCAGGUUUUAACGUGGUCAGUUGUUUAGUUGAUUGUGAUUAGUGCUAUAUUUGUUUACACAAGAUCAAGUGAAGUUUGCACAGCGGGACUUAUUAAUAUAUGAACUUGCUGCCGCACAAUAUGCAGCCUACACGUAAAUUGAGUUUACCAGACGAGAGCCUGAUGACAAUGUUUCGCAGACGAGCGCUUACGGACAUUGUAGAGCACGAAGAAGGUAAAGUAGAUAGUGAUAAUAGUGAAGAAGCGAACGCAAGCAUUCCACACCCUCAAGGUCGUCGCAAGGAAGACGAAGAGAAACAAGAAUCACAACUUCCACAACUGCAUCAAGUUGUUUUGGAUGGUAACUCAGAAUUGCUGAAAGAACUAAUUAAAAAUGGCGCAGAUAUAAACGUUUUGGAUGAAUCUGGUUGGCCGCCCAUGCACACAGCCAUUCGAGCUGGCAAGACGGAAUGUGCCGCUAUACUUAUCAAGGAAGGUGCCGGAGAGUUUUACUACAAUAAACAGAAACAGGACUAUCUUAAAAGACUUGAACGUUCCCAAAAGGGACGCAAGAUAUCCUACUGGAGGUGAAAUAACAAACUACAAUACUACAGGAAAUAUUCAAGGAUGUAGAUUCGUGUACUUCAAUGUAAAUAAUAAAUUCAAGAUUUCACUGACGGUGACCAGCAGUAAUAUGUGCCGAGUCGGUUGUUGAUAAAAGGCACCUGAACUGAGUUAAAAAGGUACCGGGAAUCUCUUAAACAGCUAUUAUUAAAACGAGUGCCCGAAAACUGUGCUCUGUGUGCAAAGUUACUAAUUAUUUUAAACAGCUAUAGAAUAUUUAUUCAUAAACAAUGACAACAGUAUUGGGUCGAUUCUGUGUUCCGCUCUUGAUCAGUGUAACGCGCAAGGAUAGAGAUGACUGGAGUGCAGUUGAUUCAAUUUGGUCAUAGGUAACUUACGUGUUGCCCGGGCGUGUUGCCUUGAUAUUCAGAGACAGAAUAAUAUUUUUCGAGGUUGUGUAAAUGUACAAUGAACUGGUCAAACAGUUACCAGAGUGUGACAUUUGUAAAGUUAAUGUGUAAUGUUCGUGUAACAUCACUUUAUGCGUCAUUUGACUGUAAAACAACUGACCAGGUUCCCGAAGGUCGCUACUGAUUCAGUGAACACUGAACUCCCCAACGUACGUGUCAAAAGAAAAUUGUUCAUAUUUUUUGUUGGGCGCCUGACCUACAGAGUGGAUGAUACGAGAGAACGGUCCUGCUGAUAAUCUGUACGAAUGAGGAGUAUUUAUGCGGCUAUGUUGCUAUUUAUAAACUAUAUAGUUACAGAGAUUAACGGUAGCUGUUUAUAAUAGAAAAGAAAACGUUCACGGAAUGCUUGUAGAAUAUUUUUGCCGCUGAUUCUGUAAUUAAUCCUGUAAUCCAACUUUUUGAAUUUGUAAUACUUUGUGAUUAAAAUAGUUUGCAUCACAAAG
Messenger RNA from Orbicella faveolata, 1875 nucleotides. RefSeq lists its product as uncharacterized. The record is from RefSeq and is a predicted model, not a curated record. Lineage: Eukaryota; Metazoa; Cnidaria; Anthozoa; Scleractinia; Merulinidae. Gene Ontology annotation, molecular function: protein binding.